AUGCCCUUCGAUGGCCUCAACAUACCCAUGCUCUGGCCAGUGCAGAUGUCGGCAUUUCCUGGAGAUUGUGCUGAGGAGAGAGGAGGCUUGUCGAUUCUCUUGGUCGCCACCCGGCGGGAUGACUACGUCCCGAAACAAUAUCUUGAUUGGGCCAAAAAGCUCCAGGCAGAAGCCCCCGUGGCCUUGGACGCAGAAGACGCAAAGCGCUGUGUGGCCAAGGAACUAGGGCUAGGCCAUGUGGACGAAGCCUUCAAAGACUGGAGUAGUAAGCCAAUUGGCUCUGCCUCCAUUGGACAGGUCUACUUAGCGCGGCUUCGUUCGACGGGUGAAGAUGUCGCUAUCAAGGUGCAGAUGCCCGGCGCGGAGCGGCUCUUCCGGGUGGACAUCCGGACGCUGAAAAUCUUCACGCGACUCGCUUUUCCCUGGGCCGUCGACCACAUCAGCGAGCUAGAGAAGAUGUUUGAAUCAGAGUUCGACUACACCCUUGAGCGUGAGAACAUGGAGAAGGUCCGCAACAAUGUGAGCCAACGUUGGGGUGACCGAGUGAUCAUCCCCAAGACCUUCCCAGAGCUGUGCACCAGAAGAGUGCUAACUAUGCAAUUCCUGGACGGUGAGAAGCUCGUGGAUGGUAUGCUCCGGCGUGUCCGAGUAGCAGCCCAGCAAGCAAACCGUGAUCCCGAUGAGUUCCUCUCACAGCACCUGGAAGCUCUCCGGACCGGGAAGCUGAUGCCACGCAGUGCCAGUUCGGCGCGGUGGCGUGCUAGCGUUUGGAAGCUCUUGCAGCGGGUGCGAGGGGAACAUGAUAUCAACCUUCCAGCCUUGAUGGAGCAGCUCAUGCGAAUCCAUGGGGAGCAAGUCUUUGUGGAUGGGCUCUUCAAUGCAGACCCGCAUCCUGGCAAUGUCAUGCUUCUUCAUGAUGCUCAUGAUAGUGUGGGACUGAUCGACUUUGGGCAAGUGAAGGAGUUGUCGCUGGACUUCCGAGUGCAGUUGGCCAAGCUGAUCAUUGCCUUGUCCCGACGUGAUGAGGCUGAAGUGGUUCGACUAGACAAGGAGAUGGGCAGCAGGACGCAGCUCAGCAAGGCAGACGUCAGGUACCGUGUGGUUACCUUCUGGUUGGACCGUGACACUGAUGAUGUCACUGGUGGGCAAUCCUUCCACAACUUCCUGGCUUGGGCUGAAGAGGAGGAUCCUUUGCUGGAGAUGCCAAGGGAUCUCCACUUGGUAAUGAGAUGUUCGUGUAUGAUCCGGAACCUGGCUUUGAGCUUCGGCAUCCGCCUCUCCACUGCAGAGUACUGGAAGCCUGAAGCGGAAGCAUUGCUCCGGAAGCAUGGUGUUGCCUACUGA
Molecule: messenger RNA, 1344 nt
Organism: Durusdinium trenchii
Lineage: Eukaryota; Dinophyceae; Suessiales; Symbiodiniaceae
Source: the annotation of a GenBank genome assembly